Cryptococcus deneoformans JEC21 is the source of this 810-nucleotide messenger RNA. RefSeq names its product SAR small monomeric GTPase, putative. The record is from RefSeq and is a predicted model, not a curated record. Gene Ontology annotation, biological process: vesicle organization; membrane organization; intracellular protein transport. Gene Ontology annotation, molecular function: GTP binding; GTPase activity. Gene Ontology annotation, cellular component: COPII vesicle coat; endoplasmic reticulum exit site. The coding region runs from base 53 to 622 and encodes 189 amino acids. The transcript has 8 exons. Lineage: Eukaryota; Fungi; Basidiomycota; Tremellomycetes; Tremellales; Cryptococcaceae.
CGUAAUACGCUGCACUGCAACAUCCCUUACCCAUACUCCCCACGCACACGCCAUGUUCAUCAUCAACUGGUUCUGGGACGUCCUCGCCUCUCUCGGUCUUAUGAACAAGAGCGCAAAGCUCUUGUUCCUUGGUCUCGAUAAUGCGGGAAAGACUACCCUUCUUCACAUGCUCAAGAACGACCGUCUCGCUACCCUUCAACCCACUCUUCACCCUACCUCUGAAGAACUCGCCAUCGGCAACGUCAAGUUCACUACUUAUGAUCUCGGUGGUCACAUUCAAGCUCGACGAUUGUGGAGAGAUUACUUCCCAGAGGUUGACGGGAUUGUGUUUUUGGUAGACAGCGCCGACGCCGAGAGGUUCGCUGAAAGCAAGGCCGAGUUGGACUCUUUGUUGUCCAUUGAAUCCCUCGCUCAGGUUCCCUUCCUCAUUCUCGGUAACAAGAUUGACGCCUACGGUGCUGUCUCAGAGGAGCAGCUCAGACACGAGCUCGGCCUUUACCAGACUACCGGCAAGGGCAAGAUUCCUCUCCGUGAUAUCCGACCUAUUGAAGUAUUCAUGUGCUCCGUCGUCAUGCGACAGGGCUAUGGCGAAGGUUUCCGAUGGCUCAGUCAAUAUAUCUAAAUAAUUGCUGAGCAAUUGUAAGCUAAAUGUGGAACGGGAGUGCUGGGAUGGAGCAAGAAAGUGGUGACAAGGCAGUCAAAGGAGGAAGUGGCUGUAGAUGAGGGCAUAGAAGUUGGCGAGUUUGUCAUGACCUUUUUUGACCUUUUUUUUCACGAUCCAGAGACAUGCAGAGAUAUAAUCUAAUUCUA